This is a messenger RNA of Drosophila subobscura, 2247 nucleotides long. Its product is annotated as organic cation transporter protein. Gene Ontology annotation, molecular function: transmembrane transporter activity. The coding region runs from base 13 to 2046 and encodes 677 amino acids. The transcript is spliced from 8 exons. Gene Ontology annotation, cellular component: membrane. Gene Ontology annotation, biological process: transmembrane transport. The record is from RefSeq and is a predicted model, not a curated record. NCBI's taxonomy places the organism in Eukaryota, Metazoa, Arthropoda, Insecta, Diptera, Drosophilidae.
GAGUGGACCAAUAUGAGUGGUGUGCUGCGUCGCGGUUCCUUGAGUUUUGAUUUGCACAAGGGCAGGGGCACCAGCGAGGCGAACCUCUAUGGCGGGUAUCGAGAGACAAAGCCAGCGCCUGGCACACCGGAAAUCAGUGUCAUAGCAUUGGACUUUCGGCGCUACUCGGAUGACUUGAAGAAGGUUGUGGCAGCCCCAGCACCCAGCGCAACAGGACAGCCGCCGCAGGAUCCCGCCAGGCACAACCCUCCCACAGACCUCAGUCAGGAUGUGGACAGUGAUGUAAUAUCGAACUUCCUGGGCCACUACACCCGUUGGAGUUUCCUUUGGACUUUUUUGCUCUGCCUAUUCCAGCUGCCCACCACAUUUCACCUGUUCAUGUUCGUUUUUCAGCUAACACGAGGCGAGGCCUCGCCCAUGUUGCAGCCACGGCUGCCCAGAGAUGUUGAGGAGCUGGACCAGCUGCAGACCACAUUGCUGGAGCGUUUGUUUGGUCAAAUGCGUCGCUGGCAGGCUCAGUGGUGCUGCCUGCUAUCGAUCUUCCAGGCCAUCUGCACAUUUCACAUAUUCAUCUAUGUGUUCCAGACGGCACCCAAGGACUUUUGGUGUGCCCAACCGGCGAAUCUCAGGCAAAUGAAUCUCUCUGAAUGGCGCAAUCUUAGUCAGACAGCCGAUGGCUGCCUCCUGCUGGACGUGGACUAUACCCAGUUGAGUCUCGAGGAUGGCAAGCUGACGAAUUGGCCCGCGAAUGCCAGCGACUUGGGCUACAGGCAGUGCCAGGACUUUGAGUUCUCCGACAAUGAAGCGCUGACACUGGUGCAGGAGUUUGAGCUGGUCUGCGGCCGGGAUAUACUCAGCCUCGUGGAGACCUGCUUCCUGGUGGGCGCUGCCGCUGGAGCCGUGCUCAGUGGCUGGAUUUCGGAUCGUUUUGGCAGGCGACACACCCUAAUGGCAUUCGUGACGAUUCAAAGUGUUUUCGGUGGAAUUUUGGCCUUCUCAACAUCGGUGGCCAUGUUCAUGUCGCUACGUGUUAUAAUUGGAUUCGCAUCAAUGACCGUGACUGUUGUGAGCUUCGUGCUGGUGGUGGAGCUGGUCUCCGGCAAGUGGCGCACCAUAAUCGGCAUUCUCAACAUUCUGCCCGUGGCCAUAACCUACGUCCUGGCCUCUGGCCUGGCCUAUCUCAUACGCGACUGGCGCAUCCUGCAGCUGGUCAUCUCAUGGCCCUGGCUAAUUAUGCUUAGUAUAUGGUUCUGGCUGCCGGAGUCGCCACGUUGGCUGCUGGCCCAGGGCCGCCUGGAUGAACUCUGCGGAUUGAUUGAGCGAGCGGCCAAAACGAAUGGCACCAGCGGCACGCUGCCACACAACUAUCGCAAGACCCUGGAGGCAGCAGUCCCACGGGCGGUCCAGCCCCAGCCAGAGGCCAACAGUGAGGAGGUGAUGGGUGCCAGUGGCAGUCCCAGUGCCGCGCAACUGGACACCCAAAGAAGCGGUCAUGUAAAUCCCCUUCUGGUGGUGUUUGGCGCAAAGUACUGGCGCACCACCUGCCUGACACUGAUCAUUUGGCUGACCCUGAUUAUCAUCUACUUCGGAUUGACGCUUCACCUGAGCAAUCUCGGUGGGAAUAUCUACAUAAACAACGCCGUCGCGGGCACCAUCGAGGCCGUGUCCAUCUGCACGAGCAUCCUGGUGGUGCUCAAGGCAGGCAUUCGCAGGAGUCUCAUCGGUUACAUGCUGCUGCCGGGCAUCUGCUGCCUGGCCACGAAUUUGGUGACCAGCCAGACGGGUGUGAUAGCCCUGGCCACUAUAGCCAAGUGUCUGAUUGGUGCGAACAAUGCCAUCAUUCCCACCUACACGGCCAUGCAGUAUCCGACAAUUGUGCGCAACUUUGGCGUCGGAAUGGGCAAUCUAGCCUCUGGCAUUGGCCUCAUCCUCGUUCCCUUCCUCUGGCAUUUGGAACGCAUUGACGCCCUGCUGCCGCUGAAUGUCAUGGGAGUUUGUGGGCUCAUCGGUGCCAUUGCCAUUUGCCUGAUGAAGGAUGUGAAUUAGCUGGAAUCUGACAACGAAAACUCUCCCGUUUUGACAUGCCUAUCUGUGAUAUAUUGGAACCACACACACACACAUAUGUAUGGGGCAUAGCACCCGCACUUGAACGUUUUUUCUCAUUCUACACUAAACUAAGUUUUUUAUUAAUUUGUUUUUUAUUUAUGUUUCCAUUGAAUUAAAUGAGCUGAAUUUAUUUCUGCUAAA